Messenger RNA from Musa acuminata AAA Group (dessert banana), 5044 nucleotides. Its product is annotated as leucine-rich repeat receptor-like serine/threonine-protein kinase SKM1. Lineage: Eukaryota; Viridiplantae; Streptophyta; Magnoliopsida; Zingiberales; Musaceae. Bases 2004 to 4817 code for a protein of 937 amino acids. Gene Ontology annotation, molecular function: protein binding. The record is from RefSeq and is a predicted model, not a curated record. The transcript has 4 exons.
UCGCUGCGACACUCUCGGCAAUUCCCACUCCCUUUCCCCUCCCCUUCGAUUUCCACGCGUCCUUGUUCCGGUCCCUCCCCGGCAGCUGCACUAGGGCUUUAUUUCCGGCCCAAAAAAAGGUCCUUCACAUCGACGUUGGCAAACCCUCUCCACGUUCUUUGAAUGUCGAGCACAAGGAGAAGAGAAUCGACCGCAUAUGAUGGCGUGCUUGAUGAAAACCCUCCGGAAUCGAUUUGUCAGUUCAAAUCUGACACAAAUACUUGCACUUUGAUUGAGUUAAAGUAAUUAUCUCGGACAGGGCAUCAGAUGGGUUUCUUGGUGUAUUUUUGUGGAACUCUGUGCCAAUCAAUAAACCAACAAGCAGUCGAGAGAGAUUGAUGAUGAUGAGCCAAGCUGUGAAUUUGGCAAAAGGUGUUUCCUCCAUAAAUUAUCAUGGGUGCACACUCAGGUGAACUUGCUCAAUCAGCAGAAGGACCAUUGAUAUUGCUGAAGCUCGGAUAUCCUUCUGUUAGCCAGAGUCCAGUUUCACCACCUGGAAAUAUCUCAGCAAGGGGACAAGAUCAUCUGAGUCCUUUUUGGCAAGAGUUUGGAAGAGGUUCAGGUGAGUCAAUCCAUAAUAUGUUUACAAGAUAAAGAAUACAAUGUUCUUGUAAUUUUCUGAGUCUUUCUUCAUGCAUCAUUAAACAUGAAGUAGAAACAUUAGAUACUUAGUAAAGACUGUUAUUGCUGUUCAAUUUUACCUUCUGAAGUUAUCAUGGACUGGCUUAGCAUAAAUCACAAAACUUUAAUGUUUUGAAUUACUAUACACAGCUUUACUUUGCAAGCAAAAUGGUUGUUUCCAUUAUUUUUCCUACUCUAAUGAAACAAUCUAGAUCAUCCAUGAUACAUGCAAGUUGUCUCCUCCAUUGUUAAGUAUCUAUUUUUUUGUGCUGUGGCCACACACUACCAGCAUGCCUGAAUCAUCCAACAGCGGAUGCCACCCUUUGUACACAAUAAUGUAUCAGCUUCUCCUUUGGGAAACACCAGCAUUUGUGUAAGAGAAACCUAAUCCUCCUGAUAGCAACCGACUCUAGAGCUCAUUGGACAUCUGAACUAGAUAAGGAGAGCUCACUGGGGAAGAGGAUGACCCAUAUGCUUUGAAAACUGAAACAUAGUACAGUAACACAAACAGUGCCACACACGAGAAGAGGAACCAGUGAACCAGGAGGAGCAAAGGGCCAAAGGGAAAGCGAAGGAGAGUGUGAGGGAGGAGGCAAACAAGCGUGCUUGGUGUGACUAAGACAGCACUACGAGGGAAAGGAAGAGACUGGUAGGGGUGUGGGUACAGAAAAAGGCUGCGUACGAGAGUCAAUCAGAUCUGGGCUCUCAUGAUGUCUCCCACCUUUCCCUUGUCUUCCUUUCCUUGCAUAUUCUCUUUGCCGAAGGCACUGAAUGAAAUCAGAGCCAUGGCAGAUUCGCAGCCUUGAACGAAGGCCAUCCAUGUCCAGGGUUGAACAGGCCGGAGGUCUUCGUGCUUGAGGCUUGUAUAGGGUUGCAGAGUCCGCUUGUGAAUCUGAUGAGAUGAUCAGAACUUUUCUACUCACAAGCAUGAUGAUGAUGAUCAGAUCAUGAUCAUCUGUCAUUCCCUCUCCAUGAUGUGACAAGCCGUAACACAUUGAUAAGACAUGAGUGUGUGACGCUUCAAUAUUUUUAUUUUUCCUUCUAUUUUUUUUCUUAAUUGUUGGGUUCAAAUAUUUGUAAAUAGGACAGGACACGUGAGUUUGGUUGCAGCAUAUGCACAGUGAGUACAAGUGUCAUCCUUCUCAUCCCCCCUCCCCCACCUUUCAUGUGACACGCCAUCACAUUCAAAAUUGAGUCAAGCCCCAUUAUCGACAUUUCCCACCCAAUUCAACACCCUUUCCUGUCUAUAUGUAUUCUCGCUUCGUUUCCAACUUCUUCUCACCCAUCCCUUUCUUCACGCUCGAAUAGGAGAGAGAGUUAGAGAGAGAGGAGGAAAGAAAGAGAUGAGGGCUUAUGCUUUGCAUACUCUCCUCCUGCCGCUGCUACUACUAUUAUCAACCCGAGCUCAAGAGCUCCAGACUCUGUUAUCCAUCCGAUCAUCCACCGACGACCCACUCCACUCCCUCUCCACCUGGAACUCUUCCACCACCUCCUUCUGCACGUGGGAAGGCCUCACGUGCGACUCUUCCUCCCGCCACGUCUCCGCCGUCCGGCUCUCCGGCAAAAACCUCUCCGGCGCGCUCCCCGCUCCGCUCCUUUCCCUCCCCUUCGUCGCCGCCGUGGACCUCUCAUUCAACGGCUUCUCUGGCGUCUUCUCCUUCCCCCGCCUUGCCCCCUCCCUCCUCUACCUCAACCUCAGCAACAACAACCUCUCCGGCCCGGUCGGUUUGGUCUCCGACAGCGGUGGCGGAGGACUGUUUAGCUUGCAGGUGCUCGACCUCUCCAAUAAUUUCCUCACUGGGCCGAUACCCGACGAAAUCUUCCAUCUUUCACGCCUCAAGGUCCUGGAUCUUGGUGGGAAUUACUUCCGAGGACGAAUCCCCAUCUCCAUCUCCGAGCUUCGGAGCUUGCAAUUCUUGACCUUGGCCUCCAAUGAGCUCACCGGGCCGAUCCCGGCCCAGCUCGGCGAGAUCACAGCCCUCCGAUGGGUGUAUCUCGGGUACAACAACCUCUCCGGCGAGAUCCCACCGGAGAUCGGGAACCUGACGGCGCUCGAGCACCUCGACCUCGUGUACAACAAUCUCACCGGAGGGAUCCCCAGCUCGAUCGGGAACCUGGGGAAAUUACAGUACCUUUUCCUGUACCAGAACCUCUUGUCGGGCCCCAUCCCACCGUCCGUUUAUAAUCUGACGGCCAUGAUCGCGUUGGACUUGAGCCAGAACCAGCUGUCCGGCGAGGUCUCGGAGGACGUAGUGCGUCUCGAGAAUCUCGAGGUGCUGCACCUAUUCUCGAACCGGUUCGAGGGGGCCAUCCCCAGUUCGCUCGGGGCGAUCCGGCAGCUCCAAGUUCUGCAGCUGUGGUCGAACCGGUUCCAGGGACCGAUUCCGAGCUCGCUCGGCCUCGGAAACGACGACCUCGCCGUCCUCGACGUCUCCUCGAACAACCUCACCGGCCGGGUGCCGGAGCACCUCUGCUACUCGCUUCGUCUGGUGAAGCUCAUCCUUUUCUCCAAUGCACUCCACGGCGGCAUCCCCCCAGGUCUGAGCCGGUGCCGCACCCUGGAGAGGAUCCGGAUCGAGAACAACCAGCUCUCCGGCGAGAUACCGCUGGAAUUCGCCCGGCUCCCCGCGGUCUACUACCUCGACGUCUCAGGGAACGGGUUCUCCGGAGAGAUUAGCCGCCUGCGGUGGGAGAUGCCGGCGCUGCGGAUGCUGAGCCUCGCAGGAAACAAGUUCUCCGGGCCCCUGCCGGAGUCCUUCGGGGGUGACGAAAUCGAGCACCUCGAUCUGUCCAAGAACCAGUUCGCCGGCGGCAUCCCGGCGGGAUUCAGGCUGUUCACUGAACUAUCGGAUCUCAAUCUCAGCGGUAAUCGACUCUCUGGUGCGGUCCCGGAAUCGAUUGGCGAGUUGAAGAGGUUGGUGAGACUGGACCUCAGCAAGAACCACCUCUCCGGCGAGAUCCCGACUGGCAUCGCUGAUCUACCGGUCCUUAGCGCCCUGGACCUGUCAGAGAACUGGUUCUCUGGAGAGAUCCCGCCGAGUUUGGGCAAGACCGGCUCGCUGGUGUCGAUCAACGUCUCUCACAACAGGCUCAUCGGUGGUGUCCCGGCGACCGAAGCGUUUUUCUCCGUGGAGGCAGCUUCGCUGGUCGGGAACUCCGGCCUCUGCGGCGGUGGGCCCAAGACCGGUCUCCUGCCAUGCGAGGCCGCCUCCGCGAAGACACCGUGGUGGUUCCCGGUCACGGUUCUGGCUGCGGCUCUUGUCAUCAUCUUCCUUUCCGUUAUCUUGACCUUUCUAGCCAGAAAGUGGUGGCGAGGCGGAGAGUUCGAGAUAAAGAAGGCGGAGACUGACAGUAACGUCGUCUGGGAGGUGCGGGUUUUCGACGGAACUUUGUCAACGGUGGAAGCCAUCCUGAGGACCAUCAAGAACGCCAAGAGUGGAGCUGUCAGCAACAGCGAUGGUGAAGGGAGGUGGUUCACGGUCAGGGAGGUGAAGGAGGUGCCGGGGUUAGGAUGGGCAGAGGUGACGAAGUUGGGCAGGUCGAGGCACCGCAACGUGGCCGGAUUUGUUGCGGCAUGCAGGUCGGAGAGUAGGUGGGUGUUUGUGUAUGAGCCGACCGCCGGCGCGAGAUGUUUGGGCGUCGCGAUGAGGGAUUUGAGCUGGAAGCAGCGUCAUCGAGUCGCCCUCGGCGUCGCAAAGGGCCUCCGCCACCUUCACCGCUGCGGUUUACUCGGCGCAGUGCUGACGGCGGACACCGUGGUUUUGUACGGCGACGGCGAGCCUCGCCUUGUGCUCGACGUCGCCAACGUCCGUCCAGGGGAGGCGAGGACCGAUGUCUACUACUUCGGCGUGCUGCUGGCGGAGCUACUGACCGGGCGGCGCCCCCACGACGGCGAGGAAGGAGGAGGCUCCGGAGGCGUAGUGGAUUGGGCCCGCUACUGCUACCGCGAGCGCCACGUGGAGGAGUGGAUCGACCCUGCGAUGAGCGGACAGGUCAGCCAGCACAGAGAUGAGAUGAUCGGAGCCAUGGGUUUGGCUGUCCGGUGCACUUCGGCUGAGAGGCCAUCCAUGAAGGAGGCGGUGAAACUUUUGGUUGGAUUAGAAGGGAAGACGUCGUCAUGGCUUUCCAAGGUUACGAGAGCCACAUGGAUUUACUAGCUGCUGCUUGACGCAUGCAUGUAAAUAGUACAAGUGAUGAAGACAGUAAAGUCAGAGAGUUGCUUGGGGAUGUUUGCAUGAGUAGCUGCUAAAUAAUAAUAUGGGAAAGGUGAAGAGAGUUCACUCUCUAGGGUUCUUUGUGUGAUGGGAUAGAUCAAUCAAAGCUAUGUAAAGAUGUUCUUCCUUAUUGAAAGCCAAGAUCUUAGUUGUCAUUUGACCUGUUCCAA